UCGCGAAUUGUUAGGUCCAAAUUAUUCUACCUUUAUUAAUGUUACUGAACUUGGUUCUUAUUUACAAAAACCAGGAUUUAUUCGCUUCACGGAAAUAUUUAGUUUAGGAACAGUAGGAGAAACUAGAAGUGAAUGGUUUAAAGAAAAAUUAUUGGAAGGAGUAUUUUUACAUGAAAAGCCUGGUGAAAAUUACCAAAAGAAAUUGAGCGAGGCUUUCAACACUGCUUCGGUGGGUGGAAUUAUUCGAAAAGGUAAUAAAUUUACUUGGUUGAUGGAUCACAUCUGUAAUAAAUUUGGAAUAUUGAAUACACAAGAUAGUGGUAAUUAUGGAAAUACUACCAAAAUUACCAUUGGACUUCAUGGGCAUAAUAUUUAUGAAAAUAAAUCACCAAAUCCGGGCAAUGUUCCGCCAGCGGGAACUUUACCAGUAAAUCCAUUGGGCGGAGCGAGAGAAACCCUUAAUCCAACCGGACUUCAAGGAACUGUUCCUCCUGGUAGCAAUGCCGAAAUAAUCUUUACUCCUCCUACCGACGGAGGUUUAGGAGAAAUAGAUGUCAAUAUUGAAGAAGAAACUCAAACUGAGCCACCGGAAGUUCAACAACAAAUAGAAGAAGAAAUUCAAGAGCAAACUCAAAUCGACACCCAAGAUGAAGUGGAUGUCCAAACUGGUGAGGAAACAGAAGGUUCAUCAUCAAAAUCUCAGUAA
This is a messenger RNA of Ambispora gerdemannii, 706 nucleotides long. Lineage: Eukaryota; Fungi; Glomeromycota; Glomeromycetes; Archaeosporales; Ambisporaceae. The record is from the annotation of a GenBank genome assembly.